CUUUUUACUCUUCAACUCUACUGGGUCACGUGAGGAACCGAAACUGAAACUUAAAGCGGGAGUAAAGGAAUUUCCAGAUCUAAAUAUUUCUUUUAUUCGACAGUUGUAGAGUGGGUUAUGAAUAACAAAAAAAAUUACUCCUGGAGAAAAAAAAAUAGAAAUCAAAGUUCAGCAGAUCGUUUUGAUUCAACCCGUACCGCCAUUGAUUCAACCCAUGAAUUGACAAGUAGAUUCACUUCCCUAAGAAUGGCUGAUCCUUCUGAAAGAGAAAAACAGGAAUUUCAAUAUGAAGAAGAAGGAAAUAUUCACAUAAGGUCCUUCUGUGAAGGCCGAGAAUCAGAAACUGAAAUGGAACAAUUUCAGUCACUUCAUGACCAAAGAACUUAUGCGAACCGGCAGAAUCAACAAAGAGGCCGCAUGAAUCAAAGACGUAACAACAGAGGUUAUUCUAGAAGCAGAAGAAGUAAUUUUAAUAGAUCUCAAUCAAGAUCCUCUGAUACUGAAAGUGUUUCAUCAUGUGAUUCACAUACCCAGUUUACCCAAUCACAUAUAAAUUUCAAUUCUUUAAACAAGAAUCCAGCAUAUUCUAAUUCUGUUUUAGAAACACCUGAAGUCAAUUUCAGUUUUUCAAACAAGAAUCCAACAUAUUCUCAUUCUAUUUCAGAUUCACCUGAGCUCUUUUCACAUAAGUUCAAUGCUCAAAAAGCCUUGGAUGUCCCUGCAGAUCCUGUUAAUGAAAUUUCUUCGGAAGAUUUUGGUUCCGCGUUCAAUUCUCAGAAUAUUAAACAAAAUAAUUUUGAUAAUUGUCCAAAAAAUAACAGUUAUUUUGAUACAAAUAAUGAUAUAACAAAUCCAAAUGCAAAGAGCUCUAGACAUAAGCUAAAUGAAUAUAAAAACUAUUUAAAAAAUCUAGAUCCUGCACAUGUAAUUAUGGAGUGUAGACAACAGGUUGAGGAUGAUGCUAAAGACUCAAUUGUUAUGUGUCUAAAAAAAAUUAAUGAGAUAUCUUCGCAACAUCAUAGCUCUAUGUUAAAAUUACAUUUGGAGAACUUGCUACAACAGCAACUUCAAUUUGAGGAUUACAUAGCUAAAGUUAAGGGACAGUUAUCUUUAUUGUUUUCAUCAAAUAUACAAGAUCUACUUGAAAACUGUGAAAAAAUUGAGAAAAAUGUUAAAAAAGAAUGCAAUAUAUUUAAAAGAUCUCUUCCAGCAUAUGCUUAUAAAGGAGCUUUAUUAAAAAGGAUACAGGAAAAUAGGGUUACUAUUAUAAGUUCUGAUUCUGCAUACUUUCUUAAUAUUCUCCUGCCAAUCUUUGUUAAAAGUGAAUUUUCUGAUCAUUAUCUAGUUUGUUCUGAACCUUGUCGGGUAUUAGCUGAGAAUUUAAGAAAAAAUGUCUUUCAACUAUUAUAUGACAAGAUUGAAACAGAUGAAAUUGAUGAAAUAAAAUUUAAAAAUGAAAUGAAUUUUGUAACUGUUGAUGAGAUGUUAAAUUUGUUUGUAGAUGAUUAUACUUUCAAAGAAAAGAAAAUUUUUGCCAUUUUGAAUUUGUCAUUGAAAAGAUCAUUGAAUCAAGAUAUUGUCUUGUCUUAUCUAAAAGAUAUUUUACAAGAAAAUGAGCAUUUAAGAAUUGUUUUAAUGACAACAUUUAUUGACAACGUUUACAAAUACGAGAAGUAUUUUUCUAAUAAAAUUAAUGUUACAACAUUUAAAAUGCCUUCCUUGACUCUUCCUGUUAAAACAGUUUGGAAAAAUACUGCACUUCAACCAACUGAUGAUUAUGUUAGUGAAAUAGCUAGAACAGUACUUGCCAUUCAUACGUUGAAUGAUUUUGGAGAUGUGAUGGCAUUUCUGCCUACUAGUGCUGAUACAAAAUCUGCAUCAAUUCAAAUUAAUAAUAAAUUAUGUGAUUUGCAAUUUGAUGAUUUGAAAUGUGAAGUAUUAAAUGAAAAUAGCCCUCAAAAAUCUUGUUUAGAAUUAUUUAAUAAAAGACCUUCUGAUAAAAGAACAGUAUUUUUAGUCACUGAAUGUGGUGAAAUGCUUGUUGUUCCUUCUAUUCGUUAUAUUGUGGAUUGUGGCUUGCGAAAAGAAUACAUAUUUGAUGAUGAUAAAAAAAUAGAUGUAUUAUCUACAACAUUCAUUUCUUGCAGUAAAUCGAAACUUCGUAAAAGUUUGGCUGGAUCUUUCAGUACUGGCAUUUGUUACCGCUUGUAUAGCAAAGAAGAUUAUCUAGAAAUGCCUCAUAAUGAAUAUCCAGAAAUAUUAACUAUCAAUCCAUUUAAUAGUAUGAUAAAAAUAUUUCAGUAUAGACCAGAUACUGCUACAACUGUAGAAUUUGUGGAGUCCUUGCCUGAGAGUACAAAAGAAAGUGCUUUAGAACUAUUGAAGAAAUAUAAUGCUAUUAAGGAUAAUACUCUGACAGAUUUGGGGAAAAAUAUUGUAAAAUUGCCUUUUCCUGCAAAGUACUCAAAACUUAUCUUAUUAGGUAUUCAUUGGGGUUUAGCUUAUGAAGCUGUUAUUCUUGUUGCAUUUUUUUCAGUAAAAGGUAGAGUCUUUCAGUUUUCUACUGAUAUCGAUCGACAAAGAGAGAUAGACGCUGUGAAACUUAGCCUAGUUCAAUAUGAUAGCGAUACACUCUCUUAUCUCUACAUUUAUAAAAUGUGGUUGGAUAGCAAAUGUAGUGAAGCUUGGUGUGACAAGCACUACAUUAAUUACAAUACGCUAAAGAACGUGCAUGCGAAAGUAAAUGAAAUAUGUCAAAUUGUUGGAGAAUCUUUAAAGGAAAAUAUAAAUCAAGAAUUUGUAAAUACUGGAAAGAGUUCUGCAACAUCUUUGUUAGAAAUGCUUUUUGAUUGCUUUUUAGAGAAUCUUUGUGUUUUCACUGGUCAUUACAGAAGCGGAUAUCGAGUGUUAUCUUCACAUUGUAUUGCUUUUCUUCACCCUUCUUCCAUCAUCUGCCAAAUGGAAAAUUUGCCACAAUUUAUAAUUUUUGAUCAUAUGGUUUGCACAAAUCGAGAGUUCCUUAUGUCUAUAACUUCAAUACCUCCCGAUUUCAUCACAAAAGCUAUGGUUGAACAACAAAUCGAUUUUGACUAUUCAGAUAUGUUUGAAAAAUCCUUAGUUCCAAGGGUUAUUGAACCUGUUGGAGAACGAUUGAUUAAACAAGUGCUUUUGGGAAAGAAAGGAAAGAAAUUAAAAGCAAUUGAAGCUCAUAUUAAAUCAUUGUUGUCAACAGAUUCACUUGUCAUUGAACCAAUUGCUGAAAAAGGACAGGUUUUAAUAUAUGCUUUAAAGGAUCAGAUUGAUGAAGCAUUUAAGUUGGUGGAUGAUGUAUUAAAAAGACAAUUUCAAGAUCUUGUUAACCUAGAACAGGUUCAUACUUUGGAAAUGAAGAGAGGGCAAAUUUUAAUACCUAUUGAAAUUAAAUGGCUUAGAGGUGGACAAGUAGCUUCAGUUAAAAUUGGAAAGAAUUCUCAGGGCCUAGUUAAUAAUGCAAGUGAGACUGAUGCUGAAGAAAAUCCACCUGAUCAGCAGCCCUGUGUUGUUCAGCAAUCCAUUAAUGUAACUUGGAUUAGACGUCCUUGCAAUGGAAAAGGUUUUGUGACCUUCCGUAAUGAAGAUUUUAUGAAAGCUCGUAAAUUGACAAUGAAAUCUUUUAAUAUGCUUGAUUCUGAUAUAUUUGUCCAAGUUAGCAGAAAUGAAAAAAAUCAAUUAUAUAUUACUGGAAUAUCAAAGGAAGCCAAACCUUCGGAUUUAGAAACAUUUUUUUCUAAUUUGUUACCUGAUGUAAAGCCUGUUAAAAUUGAGCUGAAAUAUUCAGCUCCUUUUGAAACUUCUGAAGCGGAAUUGGAAGAUAUCCAAAAUAGCAUUGAAGAAAUUUGUUAUAAAUAUUCAAAACUUUCCAAUUUUGAAGUAGUUGUACCUCUUCCUAAACCAACAGCCACUGUCAUGAAAGCAUUUAUAAAUGUGAAAAAUGAGGAAGAUAUUGAAUUAGCUAUUGAAAAUCUAUCAAAGUGUCCGAUUGGCAAUGCGAAAUUAGUAUGUAAACCCGUAUACCGUUCCGUAAUUAAAUGUAGUUUAAAAAUAUGUGAAGCUUUAAAACCUCGUUUUCAGAAAACCUUGACAGAACUUCAAAACAAAUUGAAGGAAAAGUUUGAGUAUGAUGAACUUUUUGAAUUUGUUGUAAAUCAAGCAUCUGAUGAUUUAGCUGUUAUCAAAAUGUUAUCAAAUAAACAAGAAAUUUUGCUGAUGUUACAAAGAGUUAUUAAUCAGUUAUUAGAAGGAGAAGUAUUAAAUAGGAGUUUUAGUUUCAAGCUGAAUAAAAUAUUCUGCCAUGGUGGACACAUGUGGCUAGGAAGCCUAGAAAAAACAUCCAAGGUUCUUAUUAUUGAAGAUUACAAUAAUAAAACUCUUAGACUAUAUGGAACCAAAGAAAAUUGUCACAAUUGUAAACAAAGAAUUCUGCAGUUUUUAGAAGACAGUGAAAAUGAAGCAGUAGCAGUGAUUCAUUUAUCAGGAAAAAGAAAGCUUUUGAAAGAAAUAAUAAAGAAAUAUGGAGCUAAUCUUGAGAAGUUUAUUGAGUCUUGCGAGUUACAAACUGCUGUGUUGGACAUCAAGUCAUGCUCUAUAUCUUUACAUGGAAGUCAAGAUAGCAUUGAAAAAGCUGAGGAAUGUUUAAAUAAGUUAGCUAGUGGAUUGCAUGCAAGUGAUUCCUCUGAGGUUAUUUCCAGUGCAGAAAAGUGUCCAUUGUGUCUUUGCCCUGCUUUCAAUUUAACAUUUCGAUUAGAAUUAUGUGGGCAUUUGUAUUGCAGUGAAUGUAUUGAAGGACUAAUUGACCAAGCAGAAUUUCCUCUUCGUUGCUGUUCAGAGGAUUGCUGCCAUGAUAUCGUUCUUGAUGAUAUUUGUAAAGUACUUGGAGAUGAUCCAGUUAAAAUUAAAGUAUUGUUGGAGAAAUCUAUGAAAUAUUACCUUGAAAGACAUGCUGAUGAUAUUAUUCAUUGCCCAGCUCCAGAUUGUUCCAUGUUUUUCUUUAAAAACGAAAUAGUUGGUGAUAAACAUAAUUGCCCUUUGUGUCAGAAUGACAUAUGUAUUAAAUGCAAUGUUGUAUAUCAUCAAGGAUUUACGUGCGACAUGUACCAGGGUUCUAAGAAUGAUCCAGAUUAUUCUUUUAAAGUAUGGCAGAAAACUGCUGUUGAAUGCAAGAGAUGUCCUAAGUGCAACACUGCAAUUGAGAAAAAUGGAGGCUGUGAUCACAUGACUUGUCACACAUGUAGGUCUCAUUUCUGCUGGGUAUGUGUUCGAGAAUUUCCUGAUGCUGCUGCAGUUUAUCGACAUAUACCUUUCUGCGAUCGGUAUCCUCGAUAGAAAUAAAUUGAUUUUUUUUAUCAAAAUAACAUUGUAUCAUACUAAAUUUGGAAACAUGUUUACUAUAAUUAGAUUGGUGAAUGAUUGUUCAAAUGAAAACAUCACAUUUUUCUUAUAGUUUUCUAUUCUUUGUGUUUUACUUUAUUAAAGGAGCAAUGGGACAAAACUCUAUUUUGGCUUUAGUUGAGAAAUCUGUUUAGUAUUUUUUUUUUAAUAUAAUGAAUCAGAUUGUAAGUAUUUAAUUAAAUCUGUGAAAACUAUUAAUAUGAAAACUGGAAAGGAUGGAUUUUUUUAAAUGGAUAUGAUCAAUAUGCAAAUCAAUUAUUAGAAUAAAAUUGCUACUGACUUCAGGCUUAGCAUGUUCAUCAGUUAAUUUCAAAUAAAAAAUCAGUAAACAAUUCAAACAAAAAUUGCUGCUUUUUAUUUUCCUAAAGAAAAGACUUUUCAUAUACAGCUCAUAAGUAAAAAUACCCAUAUUUAUGUGCUGUGUUAAUGUCUUUUCUUGUAUAAUAGUAGAAAAGUGGGUUUUUAUUCUGAAGCUAAAGCUGUUUAUUUUAUUUAAAUAAGCUGAUAUAAUUAAUGAUAUUUCAGUCUGUUCAUGUUGGUCCUUUUGCAUUGUCUUUAUUAGUUAAGGCAAAUGCGAUUCAUAUUUUAUUGUAAAUAUAUUUACUAUUCCAAGUUGUUGCUGUGCUUAUCAAUCAUGGAAUUUUUUUACAUAUUUACGUUAUUAAAAAUCAAUAUCAAAGAAUGAGUUUCUUGUUAAUUCCCUUGUGAAGUGUUUAUUACUUUUAUGAACCGAAAUUUUCUGUACAUAUAAAUUUUUACAAAUGUAAACUUUAUUUUUCAAGCAUUGUAAAAUACUCAUUUUUUAAGCUGCAACACUGCUGUUGUAUAUGUCUUUCAAUAAUUACCAAUCGAUAAUUCACUUUUGAUAUUUUUGGCUGUAUAUUAAUGGUCAGUGAUGAGAUGAUUGUUUAAAAAAAUACCAAUUUCAGGUGAUUUUCUAAAUAGUUUUUGAAGACUUUAUAGUUAAAAUACAAUAUAUUUAGUAGAUGUAAUGAAAUCAUGUAAUAAUUCAAAUGUGAAAAUACUAGAAAAUGAUUUUGUAUUCAAAUAUGUAA
This is a messenger RNA of Argiope bruennichi, 6482 nucleotides long. RefSeq lists its product as uncharacterized. NCBI's taxonomy places the organism in Eukaryota, Metazoa, Arthropoda, Arachnida, Araneae, Araneidae. The record is from RefSeq and is a predicted model, not a curated record. The coding region runs from base 118 to 5361 and encodes 1747 amino acids. Gene Ontology annotation, molecular function: zinc ion binding; RNA binding. Gene Ontology annotation, cellular component: intracellular anatomical structure. The transcript is spliced from 6 exons.